AUAUAUAUAUAUAUAAUUAUACCAAAGAGAAAACUUUGAGCAAUUAAGUGGGAAGUACCUGACUGCCCCAAACAGGGAGACAUACACCGGCGUCACCUGAUCCCCUAGCAACCAGCCGGUGUCGGUGGCACAACGAGGCACAACAGGUAACGAGUUAUGAUCUAAAGCUCACCGUCGUCGCUGCUAUUUGUGAAGUAUGUUAGACAUCAUUGAUGUUGUCACCUACAGAUUGAUUUUAGCGUGUGGUUUGCUUCUCAAGUUUAUUAUUUAUUCAGUUGUAUUAUACCACGUUGUAUUGGAUGUAAACGUUAAAUCAAGCCUGCAGCUUUUUUUUAGCGAUUUAAGUUAUUGAUAUGUUUUAAAUACAUUGAUGUAUAGCAGAUUGUUUGUAAAUAGAUAGGAAAAUGUGAAUCGCAGUGGGUAACUAAAUACUGUAUGAAAUGACAGAAUACCUUAAUACAACCCAAAUUAGCAUCAAAUAAUAAAGUAAGCUAUUUGCAUUGAAUUUCCAUCAUGCACACUGUCAAAUAUCCUGCUUGUGAUGAUUGAUUAAAUUGCAAUAAGUGGUGAACUACAGAAAUAAUAUGCUCUUUUUCCCAGCAUCAGCUUCGUCUGUUUCCAUGGCAACUCAGACGCACAAACUCGCCCAACCCAAACCCGACCGGCUCACCUUCCCAGACCGGUAGGUCUAGGUCAGGAGGGUCGGCACUUUUUAAAGGAGGGCUAGAUUUGAUAUUUUGAAAGUGACCAAUGGCCAACAGUCCCUACUGCCAAUAAAAGUUACUUAUUAAUACCCUGUCAUGAAAUAGUUUUAUUUUCAAUGCCACUGCAGAGAGCUCUUUAACUCUCUGUGCUGCGAGCCAGGAACAUUAGCAAACUUGUCUUCUCAGGUCAAAUGUUUCCUGCUAUUGUCAUAACACAGUAUUUGAUAUAGAUUUCUCUUGUAGCUCGCUUUGGUGAUGUUUUCAUUUGACCCGUGUCCCCAGGAACAGGUCCACCGUUGGGGGGUCUGCUGACCUUGGAGGUGCUUCACUUGUGUCUCACAUUAUAUACCUUACACAUGAUGUCAGUCUAACUGCAAAGACGGACACAGUUGUUUUGGUGUUAGAUCUCCACCUGAGCUGGAGAUUACAGCAGCUCUCGUUAUCAACUUGCUGCUUUUCACGCGAUGUAAUUGUCACAGUUAAAGCCAUACGGUAGAAAAUAGCAGGUUUGUAUGAUUUCAUUGUUUUUUUUGUGUGCUGGCGAGCUAUAAAAUCAGAUGAUUUUCUUGUGGACCGGCCUUUGGACUUGCCUGGCUGGCACCCUCUGUCUCUCCAUGCCCUCCACGUUCUCUGAUGGAGCUUCUUUUAAUCUUCCAGUCGUUCGGUUUACUGGUUGGAUCAGCUGCCACCAGAGAAAACGGGUUCCACCACCAAAACUGGUACAUUGCUCUCUUUCUAACUCAACCGCUUCCUUCAUUUGCAAACCUGCCCUGCUGUGUUUAUUGUUUCUUUUUGUAAUGCAGUGUACUGUUUUUCUUUGUAGAGUUAACGCCUCGAUGGUCGGAGCUCUGUAGAAAUAAAAAGUUCUACACUCAAGUCACGUAAAUAUACAACAUUACUAAUGCAUAAUAGCCUACAGCUAGUGACAAACUAACUAAUGUAUGUUUGAUUUCUCUUUUGCAAGAUGGUACAUCUGCUUUGAUUCCAUUUCCAAAUGAUCAUGCGCCGAUCUUAUAUUAGAAUUCUCUUAUUAUUUAUACAUUUUUGGAAGCUGCUUAUAUUUAACUUCCUCCCAUUUUAUGUAGAUAUAUUGAAUAUUAAGUCUGUUUUUGUACAGCACCAGCCCAUCAGAAGCAUUAAGUCAGGCUCCUGUGGUGCCAUGAAUAAAACGACAGCUUGCAGUGGCGCCUUUAUAGAUGGGCAUUGAUUUUGACAUAGAAACCUCUGUUGGGUUCUCUGCUCAGCAGUACAACAAAAAACAGAUGCAGUAUAAUGACUCUGACUCUGUUUUUCGGAUUGUUUAAAUGGAGAUUAUAGUACGUUUUUGUAAUGUGAGCUGUGCAAGAAAUCCCCACUCAAUAUCGCCUCAGCCGGCCUUCAUUAAAACAAGCCUUUUUGUUCUCGUAGGCCCACUUGCUAUUUAUUUAGACUUGCUGAUCAUUCAAAUAUGGGCUUCAAUAUGAGAAUGCACUUACAUUUGUAUCAUUGUCAGGACUUAUAUUUAAUUGUAUACACUUGUGUUUUCUGGUGCUCCUAUCUACGUGCUUCCUUCCUUCCUCCCUUCAUUGAAACUUCUCUACUCUCAUAACUUACACCACCUUUUCCUCUCCUCUCCUCACACCUAAUGCACCUCUUUAUGACAUUGGUUUCCUCUCACUCGUACUUCCAAUUACUCUCCUGCCCUUUGUCCUGCCCCAGACUUUCUCCCACAUGGAAGGUGAGUGAAUGGGCUCUCCGUGCCGUGGCGUCGGACCGACUGCGUCGUCUGGCUCAACCUCGUCUCCACGCAGCUGGCUGGCAGCCGGAGCCCCCGCAGCCCAAUUCAUUGAACAGGUUGACGCAGACAGCAGCCACCACUACACGAAUAUGCCAGCUGGCCCAACCAAAAAGAAGGCAGCUUCUGGAGGGCUGUGGCCCAAAAACUAAGGCUGUAACCAUGACCCACAGACCCUGCAAAGCCUCAGCACACAUAGAGCUGCUUGCUACCCCUAAGCUCCACCACCCCAAGUUCGAAGGAGAGCGCUCGGUGUGCUGGUCGGUCUCCAGAGCGGCAAGAAACUCCGUAGCCAGCGAGAGACUUCUCGAGCUGUCCGUUCCCAAAGAGAGGAACGCUCUGUUUGAGGGAUACGACCCGUACGUAGUCACCCAGGCCGCCCGCUCUGCCAGCCCCUCGCCUCGGAUACGCCGGCUCUGUCUGCCUCUGCCUCGCAAAUGUUGCACAAACCCGGAUGGAUGAGGUCUGCUCCCCCGGGGACGUGUUUUGUUUCUUUUUCACAAAAGUUAUUUUUCCAUGUAAAAAAAAAAAAAAAGUACCAAAUACCUCCCCUGCGUUGUGUUACUGUGAACUACAAUGAAAACAGUAGGAGGAAGCUGAUGUUAAGUAUCAGUACUCGUAGCAGUUAUGAAGCUGCUUAGAGUUGUAAGCUGCUGGUUUCACCAACGUGUAAUGUGUGCAAUUCUUUUCUAAUGAUUAAAUUGUCAAUGAGUCGACCUGCCUGUCUGUGAUAACAUACUUUUUUGUGUGUACAACAUAGGACGGGAAACGAUAACGCUCAACAGUAAUCAGACUGUGACAGCCUGUUUGUGAGAAAACAAAACAAUAUACAUUUUCUUUCUUUGAUCGUGAGCCAAUGUUGUCCAACCAGAAAACAUCUGCUCAGCAGCUGGAAGCAAACACAACUUAACCAAAUCAGUUGUUGUGAAACAGACGCAGAUUCAGUCUCCUUCUCUAAAUACAUUCCGUGGAUGAUGCUCGUCUCCCCCUCUGCUGUUGAACAGCGCCCCCAGCUGGUCCUAAAGCGGCGGUGCAGCAGAGUCGAGUCAUUUGGAGUCCUGCACCUGAGGAGCUGCUUCGUGCUUUUAUUCGUAACUACACAAUCGUCUACACAACAAGCCCAACAUGUGAGUGAGACACACCAAUAUGAAGUUGUGUUUGUUUCAAAAUCCAAUAUUCCUAAAAUGAGUCGUUUUGUUCACUUCCCUUUUCAGAUGACUUUAAACAUAAAUCACUGAUUUAUAUAUAUAUA
Messenger RNA from Pungitius pungitius (ninespine stickleback), 3730 nucleotides. RefSeq names its product sperm microtubule associated protein 2 (gene spmap2). The transcript is spliced from 3 exons. NCBI's taxonomy places the organism in Eukaryota, Metazoa, Chordata, Actinopteri, Perciformes, Gasterosteidae. The coding region runs from base 2329 to 2940 and encodes 203 amino acids. Gene Ontology annotation, biological process: spermatogenesis. The record is from RefSeq and is a predicted model, not a curated record.